AUGGCCAAUCCAGGGGCAUAUGAAGAACAUCUCCCGGCCGUGCCCGCAUGGCUAAACAAAGGCGACAACGCCUGGCAAAUGACGGCUGCCACUCUAGUUGGCCUCCAGAGCAUGCCGGGACUGGUAAUCCUGUAUGCCAGCAUUGUGAAGAAGAAAUGGGCAGUAAAUUCAGCUUUCAUGGCGCUCUACGCCUUUGCAGCCGUCCUAAUAUGUUGGGUUCUACUUUGCUACCGCCUCGCCUUUGGUGACAAGCUCUUGCCUUUCUGGGGCAAGGGCGCCGUUUCUCUAGGUCAAAGCUACCUCAUCAAGCGCGCGUCUAUACCAGAAAGCACACACCGUUAUGCCAAUGAAACGAUUGAAUCUCCUAUGAAUCAGCCAUUUUUUCCGAUGGCGUCUCUAGUGUACUUCCAGUUCACCUUUGCAGCCAUUACGACCGUUCUACUAGCGGGUUCUGUGCUUGGUCGGAUGAAUAUCAAGGCUUGGAUGGCUUUUGUUCCUCUCUGGCUCACAUUUUGUUACACUGUUGGAGCAUUCAGUUUGUGGGGUGGGGGCUUUCUUUAUCACUGGGGUGUCAUUGAUUAUUCUGGUGGCUAUGUUAUUCAUCUUGCAUCAGGGAUUUCUGGUUUCACCGCUGCUUAUUGGGUCGGUCCAAGGUUGAAAACUGAUAGGGAAAGAUAUGUUCCAAACAAUAUUUUGCUGAUGCUCGCCGGCGCCGGAUUGCUAUGGAUGGGAUGGUCAGGCUUCAAUGGUGGAGCUCCUUAUGCUGCAAAUAUAAUUUCUUCAAUAGCUAUAUUAAACACAAACAUUUCAGCUGCAACGAGCCUUCUUGUAUGGACAACCCUUGAUGUUUUUUACUUUGGAAAGCCAUCAGUCAUUGGAGCUGUUCAAGGAAUGAUAACUGGCCUUGCUUGCAUAACACCCGGCGCAGGAGUGGUUCAAUCGUGGGCGGCAAUUGUAUAUGGAAUGCUUUCUGGUAGCAUUCCAUGGUAUUCAAUGAUGAUUCUUCACAAGAAGUCCACUUUGCUACAAAAGGUUGAUGACACCUUGGCCGUCUUCUACACACACGCGGUGGCCGGAAUUCUAGGCGGCCUUUUAACUGGUCUAUUCGCAGAACCCGACCUUUGCAAGAUGAUACUGCCAGUAAAAAACACCAAGGGUGCAUUCUAUGGCAACGGCAGCCAAUUUGUCAAGCAAUUAGUUGCAGCACUUUUUAUAAUUGGUUGGAAUAUAAUGUCAACGACAAUAAUUCUUUUGUUAAUCAGAAUUUUGAUACCUUUAAGAAUGCCAGAAGAACAGCUUAUGAUUGGAGAUGAUGCAGUUCAUGGAGAAGAAGCCUAUGCCCUUUGGGGAGAUGGGGAAAAAUAUGAUGCCACACAACAUGGUUGGCAUAAUUCAGCUCAUGUUGAGAUGUUGGCACAACCUGGGGGUGCUAGAGGAGUCACUAUUAAUUUAUAA
Molecule: messenger RNA, 1455 nt
Organism: Fraxinus pennsylvanica
Lineage: Eukaryota; Viridiplantae; Streptophyta; Magnoliopsida; Lamiales; Oleaceae
Source: the annotation of a GenBank genome assembly